Molecule: messenger RNA, 951 nt
Organism: Aplysia californica (California sea hare)
Lineage: Eukaryota; Metazoa; Mollusca; Gastropoda; Aplysiida; Aplysiidae
Product: tight junction protein ZO-1
Biological process (GO): cell-cell junction organization; protein localization to cell-cell junction; cell-cell adhesion
Cellular component (GO): plasma membrane; bicellular tight junction
Molecular function (GO): cell adhesion molecule binding
Source: RefSeq, a predicted model, not a curated record
AAUCAACGACCGUAUUGUGACAGUCAACGGUAUCUCUCUGGAGAAUGUGGACCAUGCCACGGCCAUCAACGUGCUCCGUGACUGUGGCAACACCGUCAAUUUGGUUGUGAGGAGGAGGAUUCUGUUGCCUGCCUCGGACAGACAGAGCAUUCCUUUCAAGAUUGUCUUGAACAAAAAGAACAAGAAAGAUGGCGCUAUGUUGACAUGAGAAGCGAUAUCUGCCUUGAACCGCGCCAGGUGACCUUCCCCAAGGACAAGCAGACGGGGCUGGGACUGCGACUGGCGGGCGGGAACGCCACGGGCAUCUUUAUAGCCAGUGUCCAGCAGGGGAGUGCCGCGGAGAGAGAGGGGCUGGUGGAGGGGGACCAGAUUGUGUUGGCCAAUGAAAAAGAGAUUAGUGGUCUGACACGGGAAGAGGCCGUGUCUUAUCUGACCAGUUUGAUGGGGGAGGUGACCAUGGUGGUGCAGUACCGCAAGGAGGAUUACGACCGUAUCAUGGCGAGCCACGAGGCAGGGGACGCCUUCUAUAUCAGAACCCACUUCAGCUACACAGCCACGGACAGCGCCACGGAGCACUCGUUCAAAGAAGGCGACAUCUUCCUGGUCAAGGACACGCUGUUCCGCGGCAUGUGCUGGCUGGCCGUCAAAACUUCCGAGGAGGUGUCGGAGAACAAGAAGGGGACCAUACCCAGCAGUAAAACUGCGGAGCUGCUCAAGUCCCAACAGAAGGAAGACGCGGACAAGGAGAAUUUCCCCGCCAGGGGGCGUGGCAGCCUCUUCAAGAGGAAGUCUGCUUCUCCUUCUUCUUCUUCUUUGCGGAGCUGCUCAAGUCCCAACAGAAGGAAGACGCGGACAAGGAGAAUUUCCCCGCCAGGGGGCGUGGCAGCCUCUUCAAGAGGAAGUCGUCUAGACGGGCCAAGUCGCUGGGGAAGGACCAUUGGGACGAGGUGA